CAGCACGACCUGGAUCACUAUUUGUUUCCAAUUGUUUACAUCUUCGUGAUAAUAGUCAGCAUUCCAGCCAAUAUCGGAUCUCUCUGUGUGUCUUUUCUGCAAGCAAAGAAAGAAAACGAAUUAGGCAUUUAUCUCUUCAGUUUGUCACUGUCCGAUCUGCUGUAUGCUCUCACUCUCCCUCUCUGGAUUCAUUAUACUUGGAAUCAAGACAACUGGACUUUCUCUCCUGCCCUGUGCAAGGGAUGUGCUUUCUUCAUGUACAUGAACUUUUACAGCAGCACAGCCUUUCUCACCUGCAUUGCUGUGGACCGGUACCUAGCAGUUGUCUACCCUCUGAAGUUCUUUUUCCUAAGAACAAGAAGAUUUGCAUUCAUGGUCAGCCUGUCCAUCUGGGUAGUAGAAACCAUCUUCAAUGCUGCCAUUUUGUGGGAAGAUGAUAUAUCUACAGAAUAUUGUGGCACCAAUAAGUCUACUUUUACUCUAUGCUAUGACAGUUACCCUUUGGCGAACUGGCAAAUUUCGUUCAAUUUCUUUAGGACGUGUACGGGCUAUGCUAUACCUUUGGUCAUCAUGAUGGUUUGCAACCGGAAAGUUUACCAAGCGGUGCAACAUAAUCAAGCCACGGAAAACAGUGAAAAGAAAAGAAUCAUAAAACUACUUGUUACUAUCACAUUGACUUUUGUCUUGUGCUUUACUCCCUUUCAUGUGAUGUUGCUGCUCCGCAGCAUUUUAGAGCCUAUAGUUGACGAAAAGUAUGGGAAGCAGACCUAUAAAAUAUAUAGAAUCACGGGUGCAUUAACGAGUUUAAAUUGUGUCGCUGAUCCGAUUCUGUAUUGUUUUGUAACUGAAACAGGAAGAUCCGAUAUGUGGAAUAUAUUAAAAUUCUGUACUGGGAAACUUAAUAAAUCACAAAGACAAAGAAAAAGCAUAUUUUCUAUGUCUACCAAAGAUACUGUGGAGUUAGACACCCUGGAAUAGAACCAAGGAAUUGUUUUAAGAUGCACAAUAUUAUAUCACCAUGAUUACAUUUUGAGAAGGAAAACUAGCAUGGGGUAGAACUAAGUUUUCCAACUGAGGGAAUAUUUUAAUAUCCUCUCCAAUGGGGAAAUAUUUUGAAAGUGCACUGUGCAGCUCCUUGGCUUUUAUUAAAUGAAUAUUAAACAAAAAUCUAAUAUUUCCUAAUUACUCAGAAUUGUUAUUGUUGAUGGCAAUUGUUUUUGUAUCUAUGCUAUAAUCCCUCAGAGGUUAGUAAGAUAUGCAGAACUGUGUGUCUUUAAUUUGGUAACCUUUAUGUCUGGUUUUUAUUAUUUUUCUCACUCUUUCUAUAGAUUUUAGGCUGUCAGCUAUAACGUCUCCCAACCAUAUGUCCUUGUC
Molecule: messenger RNA, 1374 nt
Organism: Myotis brandtii (Brandt's bat)
Lineage: Eukaryota; Metazoa; Chordata; Mammalia; Chiroptera; Vespertilionidae
Product: psychosine receptor-like
Exons: 1
Biological process (GO): G protein-coupled receptor signaling pathway
Cellular component (GO): membrane
Molecular function (GO): G protein-coupled receptor activity
Source: RefSeq, a predicted model, not a curated record